AUGCCAGCUUACGCAGAUUUCAAUAGAGUGAGACGCCGGCGUUACACGCACACGUUGAUCUCAAUGAUGAUAACGACAGCAGCUGUUCUGCGAAAAGAACCGUUCAGCUACAGCACCUUUGCGAGGCCUAGCUGCCAUGCCAUCCAAAGGAAGCACGAGGGAUGGGAUACUGCCAGGUUGCCCAAGUCUAGACAGGAGAAGUCGAGAGUCAGAGGUCGGGUUCGAAUCACGGACCAUCCGCUCUGUGAAAAGGACUCUGUUCUGAUAUUUUCACUACUCGCUGUGGGCGUCGAAAGUGAGGAAAAUGGUUGUGUAAAAAGGCAGAUUUUACACGAUUCAGGAGAGGCUAUCAUGGUCUACCUUCCUUGCAUGAAUGACCACGAUGACAGGCUAAACAUGAACCAGGUCACUACAUAUCAAAACACACGAGGAAUGGUCUGUGUCCGGGAUCGUCCGUAUGCACAAAGAUUCAAACUUCCGGACCAAAUGAGCCCACGCUGUUUGAAUCAACAAAGAGCGAACAAGACAGAUGUCCACACACAAACACACAUGGAUAACAUAAACAGCUAUGAAUCGAACCGCCGAAAAACAUCAAAAUUCCCACUCCACUCUCUUGGUGCGCUGGACCCAAAUACAGCUUUUAGAAAUGAAGUGAGCUUCCCUACAGAACUGGAAACCAGUGACACAUCGACAAACAUGGGAGCAAAUCGUUCAGCUAUAGCACCCUUCCGGUGCUAUGCUACCGGAAGGAAGCACGAGGGCUGGGAUACUGCCAGGUUGCCCAAGCCUAGACAGGGUAAGUCGAGAGGCAGAGGGUGGGUACUAAGCACGGAUCUUCCGGUGUGGGCGCCCUGGCAGUAUCCCAGCCCUCGUACAACCAUGACCUACACAACUAACAAUAUUCUCAUGCCACAUCGGCCGUCACGUGGUGCCAUCAGCCGGGUCGCCUUACUUGCUUCAUACAGCAGGGCGGCUGGGCAAUUUGAUUGCAAACGUUUCAUCACCAAUCGAGGUGACGUCAUCAGUGCGUUAUUGUGGAGCGUAGUUGUGCGUAGCGGUGAGUUGGUGGUUGUGCCGCUACGCACUACUACGCUCUACAAUAACGCACUGCUGACGUCACCUCGAUUGGUGAUGAAACGUUUGCAAUCAAAUUGCCCAGCUCAGCAAACAAGCCAACGAUCACCGUCUAUCAACAAAUCCCUCACACACCAAGGGUCUACACAACCUGAAAGUGUUUCAUUACAAUCGGACUGUGGUGGAGCGUACAAAGACCGGAAUCGUGCAGCUAUAGCACCCUUUCGGUGCCUAACUGCCAUGCCACAAGAAGGAAGCAUGAGGGCUGGGAUACUGCCAGGUUGCCCAAGCCUAGACAGGGGAAGUGGAGAAGCAGAGGUCGCGUUCGAACCACGCACCUCCUGGUUAACAAAUUCGCGCUCUAACCACCUGAGCCACCUUACCCCCUCAAAGACCGGGAAUAACUUCUAA
This is a messenger RNA of Opisthorchis viverrini, 1485 nucleotides long. RefSeq lists its product as hypothetical. The coding region runs from base 1 to 1485 and encodes 494 amino acids. NCBI's taxonomy places the organism in Eukaryota, Metazoa, Platyhelminthes, Trematoda, Opisthorchiida, Opisthorchiidae. The transcript is spliced from 6 exons. The record is from RefSeq and is a predicted model, not a curated record.